UUCUUUUGGCAACAAUUCUCGAAACAUUGACAAGUGCAUGCUAUUAGUGAAAGCCAGAAAGGGGAGCAGAAGUAAUGGAAUGUCAUUGCUUUCUGUUACUCAUGCCCCAAAGUGAUGAAUGAAACCUUCUCAUCGUUACUAUCUAGAACUUGAUUCAUGGGUUGUCGUGUUUAUGAUAUGGGAGCAGAACUUAGGGCUGAGGGAGUAAGUUUGGGCAAGGAGAGAGGUGGCGAAGGAAGGUACAAUAUUUUUGAUGGAGUUUUUUUUUUUUUUUUCCCGCUAAUGGAAAAGAUGCCUAUAAUGGAGCAAGUGAAAGACCAUUGGUUCAAUGGGAUGGUCUCACUUGUUUGCUAGCGAUUUAAAGCAGAGAAGUGCCUCCCCUUUUUUCUCUUCUUUUUGGCCCUCUGGCAGGGUAAGUGUCAGUGUGAGGGGCAAGUGCCACCAUGAGGCAAGGGAAAGGAUGAUGCAAGAAGAUUUUUAUUCUGCACCAUUGAUAAGGUAAGUGGCUCUCUUUAAGUCUUAUUACCACGCAAUUCACGAGUGUGAAGUUUGCACAGACAUCAUAUCUUGUGUUUUAAUAAACGGUUAAUAUUGAAAGUCGUGGAGAUUCGAACACACGAUCACUUAGUCAAACCAAUUCUAAUACCAUGUCAUAUAUCAAUUGGUUACAAUAGCUCGAGUUGUUGGGAGAAGGUUAUGAUGGAUUAGUAAAGAAGAAUGCAGAGAGAUUAGUAAAGUCACUCUAUUAGGUCGCAUUGCUUUUCUUCAAAGUGUGUUUACUAGUGCCACUACUUAUUAUUUUAUGUCCAUCGUCCUAUCUUUUAGACUAUAAAUUUACAGAAUCAAGAGCAUAAAAUAUCUUCUUGUGAUAAAAAUACAAGAAGAGUGUAGAGAUCAGUAAAGUUUCACUUGAUUCGUAAAAAAAGUGAUUAAUUAAAUUUCUUGGAUUCUGAAAGAUGGGAGGAGAGUAUCCAUGUGUAUACGUCAUUAAAGCAUGGUAAAGGAAACCGUACCGGACGUCAUACCGGACCCGUCCGUGGCAUGAUAUUUUGUGGUACGACCGUGGUUCAACUGUUGUGUACCGGUAAAAUAUCGUUUUUGUAAUUAAAAACUAUUUUUUUGUUAAAAAACCGUACGUACCGGAUGUCAUACCGGACCCGUCCGUGGCAUGAUAUUUUGUGGUACGGCCGUGGUUCAACCGUUGUGUACUGGUAAAAUAUCGUUUUUGUAAUUAAAAACUAUUUUUUUGUUAAAAAACCGUACCGACAGAUUCAGUAUAUCAUUUCGGAGUAAUACCGGAAUAUACCGGAUAACAAACCCAAAUAAACUGAAUAGUCAUAGAUACUUGUAACUCUUGUCACCUAAUUAUUUUGUAUUACUCGUCAAGCCAAGCCAAGGGCAGAUGUACUAUCAAAUAUCGUCAUGAUUGAUUAUAAUAUUUGUCCACAUAAUCCCAAUUUAGAAUCUCGUAGAAUUAAUAGAAUAAACUAGAGGAAUUCAUAAACGGGAGUAAACAAAAAAAAAAUUAAUAAUUUGUUCAAUAUCCUUAUAGUGUAGGAAACCUUAUUGUUGAUAAACAAAGUUAGAAGGAGCAGAUUCCCGUUGCCGGUCCAAUUGGUCUCCAACAAGCAAAGCAGUCAGUGUCAAACAAAGAAACAAUGCGGCACGUUCUUGAGUAGGGGAGGGCCACUCGAGCAGGCGGCGACGCGGUUGAGGAUUGAGGAGGAGAGAAGAGGAGCGGCAGUCGCCGGUCUCUGGUGGCUACUCUCAAACUCCAGAGGUGAAGACGAGGAGCGGCGAGGCGGGGCAGGGUUGGGCCGCUGGGGAAGAAAGAAGAAACGAUGAAAAUGAAUAGUCUGGCAGUCUCUGGCUGCCGAUUGCCCGAUUUUUGUUAGAGAAGAGAACAUAUUAGGGUUUUUGGCCUUUGCCUGAUUUUUUUUUUCUAGUUUGAAGUUCCAAAAAACGCCGACGUUUUUCAUUAAAACAACUCUACCGCCGGUUAGACCAAAACCGGGCGGUAUUUCCGUUUGUACCGGUUAAGCCGGAAAAACCGGUCGGCACGAUAUUUUGAGCACCAUCAGCUUACCGUAUCGUUCCUGGCCCGAUUCCCAGUUUUUCCGGUUGAACCGGCCGGUACGAUCCGGUUUCCAGGUCCAUGCAUUAAAGAACUUCUUGCCAAAUAAGUUUAGAGAAUUCUUAAUGAGAGCCCAAAAUGGUAACCCUUUGUUAUUAUUGGAACGUAACAUAGUAAAAUUUUGAAAAUAUAAAUCAGAAGAGUACGUAGUUGAAAAAGUAAGUAACUCAAUAUUCGGUCCAACAACUUCCAACAGUAUAUAAAUGUUUUCAGAUAUUCACUUAUGGAACUAUGAACAUUAUAAUUGGAUUGUGUUAAUUCUAAGGAUGGAGUGUCAUGAAGAUUUGACCGUUGAUGCAUGAGUGCCAUGGCAAGAUCAUUUUCUCCCCAGAAAACCAUGUUGUGGUUGACCCAUAGACCAGGAAACCGGAUCGUACCGGCCGGUUCAACCGGUUCAACUGGAAAUUGGACCAAAAGCGGUACGGUGGGCUGAUUGUGCUGAUUUUACCGUGCUGGCCGGUUUUUUCGGUUUGACCGGUUGAACCGGUUGAACCGGCCGGUAUGAUCUGGUUUCCUGGUCUAUGAUUCAGCUUCAUUUCUCCGUAUUCUCGUCCAAUAUGUAGAAAAUAAUUAAAAAGAAUAUUAUUUUGCUAUUCUUCUAUGUUGAAAAUGGGUCACCGUGGUUGUAUAAUGCUCUAUUUGGCCAUACCAGAAAGGAAUCCGGUAUGAUGUCCGAUACGGUUUCCUUUACCAUGGGUUGACCCCAUACCAUACAAUGCUAUUAUGAGUUUUGAUACUUGAUUGAUUAGCGUAGCUUGACAAGCUAGAAACAUCUUUCUAGCUCUUUUAUGUUGGGAGGCAACUAUAUUAUGGUUGAGACUUUUUUUUUCCCCAUUAAGGAAGGUAAGGUUACAUUACUGUUUUGAUCCCUACUUUGUGGUUAUAAUUUGAAGAUGGCCCUUUCACGGACAUCAUAGCUAAAAUGGCUUUUAUAAAAAAUGGCAAGUAUUAAGUCAAGACGUCUUAUCAUUUGCCACUAGAAGUGUCUUAGAGUGGUCCUACCGACUACAGUAGCGCUCAAGUUUGGUGGGAUUAAUUGGCUAAGGCAAUGUCCUAUUUGCUAGAGGAGUCGAGAGAGUAUAAAACAUUUGUUCUUUCAUUGUCCCCUUUGCCAAUAUGUUAUGGUACUUUGAGGGAUUAAGUGAGAUACUAGUUUCGGCCCCAACAAUGAAUUUUAGUACGUGGUGGCGUCAAGUUAUGCUAUCAGAGCAGUCCCAAACCCAUAUUCUCCAAGUCGUUUACCUCGCUUGCCCGCCAGUUCUCUCAAGUUCGUGAAGUACUCUCCUCCUUACCGCCUGCCCCUUUUGUUCAUCCUCGCGUGCCUGCCACUUCAAGCCAGCCCUGGGAAUGCCUCCUGAAACAAUUUUGAUGUUGUUGUCCAAGCCUCUGGUUGCUCUUAUGGCCUUGUGGUUUGUGGCUCGGACGGUCAUGUGAUGCUUGCCUCGAGUUAUCAGCAUCAAGGGAUUUCAGACCCUUACCCUGCAGAGCUCCUUGCAACAGGGAUGCGAUCUCGUUUGCAGCUUCUUGAAGUUUGCCUCAUGCCAUCAUUGAGGGCGAUGCAACAGUGGUCAUCCGUCAACUUAGCCUUCGAGCAGUGGAGGAUUCAGUUGGUGGCCCUCUCCUUCGAGAUUGUAUGCUUUUCCUUGGGUCUUUGUCUCAUUGUAUAGAGUUUAGGGCGGUUCCGCAGACUGCCAACUGGGCUGCCCGUAGAGUGGCACGUAAAGUCCUGUUGCUGUCUCGGUUAGAGUUAGCUUUUUUUGACUUUGUUCAUUGGUUAGUUAGUGGGGUAGGGAGGGAGUGUUGGUAGUGAUUGUUCUAACUAUAUUUUUUAUCCUACUCAGACAAAAAAAAAAAAAAAGACUUGGAGGGAUAUUAUGGUUGAGACUUGAGAAGGAAUAUUUCAGUGAAAUUUUAUUGAAAUCUACCAAUGAAUGACUUUUGACUUUAGCCACAUUUCUUCCUAUCCUAAAAAAAGGGGAAAUUGGCCCGACUAGCUAGCUGUAGCUCUUUUCUUUGUUUUUUGGUUGCUCUUUUCUAUGAAUGAACAGUUUGUAGGAAUAUAGUAAGGUCUGGGUUUUGAUAAAAAACUUGGUAUGCAAAACGCACUCGUAUCAUCGUGAUAUAUAUGAGUAUCAUCGUACCAUCGAUGAUAUUUUUCGGGUUUGCAGGCCGCGAAUUUGUACCUAUCCGCUGCCAUAUAGGAAUACUAAACCAUUAUUUUUAUUUUAUGGAGCUGUAACGUUUGAAGUUUGGGCUUUAUAGGCUUUAGUACUCAUUUUUGUUUAUGUGUGUUUCUAAGAAUACAUUGUUUGGUAAGUAUAAAGAAUGUGUGCCAUUUAACACAAUUUCAAAACAUAGAUACUAUUCCAAAUGUUGAUUAUAUUAUUUGGGGUACCAAAUUAUAAAUAUGGUGGGGGAUUUCGGUUAUGAUUAGGUUUACAAACCUAUAUAUACUCUUGCAAUUAGCUUAUGAGUAUUCAAGCAAUAAGAAAAUAAAAAAUCUAUAAGGGAGAUCCUCAAUAUGGACUAGUGUCUGAUUGACGAUACUAGGUUAAAAAAAUCUUGAUGUUCUUUAGAUUUCUGUUUUAUUGAAAUGGUAUCAGAGCCUUCUGUGGCCAAGAGUUCUUGUGUCGAAUCUCAUUUGUGAAGCAUGUGUAUUCUCGUAUUUAUGACAUGUGCAGCCGAAAGCCUUUUUGAGUUGACUAGCUUUCAUUUGAGGAGGUGUGUUCGUGUGUGGUAUAAGAUCCAUUAUGGAACCUCUCUAACCAGUGGCAGAUACAUGCAUGUUUAGGGGUGUCCCAUGACACCCCUAAAAUUUGAGAAAACGAUUAUUCAACUUUCGAUAGUAGUUUGCGUAUGAGCAAAAGAAAUAAAAUUAAGUGGUAGUGGGACACCGUUAAAAUUUUGAAAAAGGAUUAUCCAAACUCCCGUAGUAAUUUACGUAGUGAUAGUCUAUGUGAUUUAAACUUGGGACACUGCCACUAUUAGUAAAUAUAUUUUUAAUUAGACUACAAUUCAUUUGUUAUUGUGUUUUAGACCAAAUAUAAUAGUAAAAUGUUAUUAUUAUCCAAAUUAUUUUUGAAACCUAAAAAUUAAACCAAAUUACGGGAUAUUCUUGUCUAGUAAGAUAUGACGAAGAGAUUUGUUGAGCAGUGUAGAAAAUGUAUUUUACCAUUUUACAAAACACUUCUGAAUUUUUAAUGUAACUUUUAUCAGCCAGAUAUUUUCAAAUUUAAUAAUUAUUUAAUUUAAAU
Molecule: messenger RNA, 5388 nt
Organism: Linum trigynum
Lineage: Eukaryota; Viridiplantae; Streptophyta; Magnoliopsida; Malpighiales; Linaceae
Source: the annotation of a GenBank genome assembly